UCUUCCUCUCUUUCUUCCUCCUCCUCGUCAAGAAGCGGAAAGAGUUCCUUUCACCACCUGCUUCGAUCCGUGUUCGUGUCGUUGAGCACCGUGGGGAAUCGAGACGAGCAUCAUCGUAAUGGAAGGCAGCGGCUUCGAUGAUCUGAUACAGAGGCUGAUGGACGCCAAGAAGAGCAAGGCCAGCGGGAAGAAGGUGCAGCUCAGCGAGCUGGAGAUCCGCAGCCUCUGCGCCACCGCCAAGGGCGUCUUCCUCAGCCAGCCCGUCCUCCUCGAGCUGGAGGCGCCGAUCAACAUCUGCGGCGACGUGCAUGGGCAGUUCUCGGACCUGCUCCGGCUGUUCGAGUACGGUGGCGUGCCGCCCACCUCCAACUACCUCUUCCUCGGGGACUACGUCGACCGGGGGAAGCAGAGCAUCGAGACCAUCUGCCUCCUGCUCGCCUACAAGAUCAAGUACCCCGACAACUUCUUCCUCCUCCGCGGCAACCACGAGUGCGCCUCCAUCAACCGCAUCUACGGCUUCUACGACGAGUGCAAGCGCCGGUUCAGCGUCCGCCUCUGGAGGCUCUUCACCGACUGCUUCAACUGCCUGCCGGUGGCGGCCAUCGUGGACGACAAGAUCUUCUGCAUGCAUGGCGGGCUGUCGCCGGAGCUGCAGAGCAUGGACCAGGUGAGGGAGAUCGAGAGGCCGGUGGACGUGCCGGACCAGGGGCUGCUGUGCGACCUGCUGUGGUCGGAUCCCGACCGGGAGAUCAAGGGGUGGGCGGACAACGACCGAGGGGUCUCCUACACGUUUGGUGCGGACAGGGUGGCGGAGUUCCUGAGGAAGCAUGAUCUCGACCUCAUUUGCCGAGCUCAUCAAGUUGUGGAAGAUGGGUAUGAAUUCUUCGCAGACAGGCAACUGGUGACCAUCUUCUCAGCUCCAAACUACUGUGGAGAGUUCAACAAUGCUGGAGCACUAAUGAGUGUGGAUGCAAGCUUGCUCUGCUCAUUCCAAAUCCUCAAGCCUUACAGAGGAAAGCCAGGGGGAGUGAGUGGCUGAUCAACCAACUAUGCUCCUCAGCAACAGAGGAAGAAGAAAGAAUAGAUGGCAGCAUUGCAUCAAGCUGUUUGCUCUCACUUUGCACACCAAAUGUAGUACCCAAUCUGUGUAUAUAAACAUGCCAAAGUAGAUUUCAUUUUUCAUUCAUCUUUCCUAGUGUGUAAUCUCAAAAUCUUUGAAUUGAGAGUAGAUCUUGCUAGCAUCUCAAUUUGCUGUUUGAUACAGAAACAGUAAUGAGGUUGAGAAUGAUUUGGAUUUUUUCA
This is a messenger RNA of Musa acuminata AAA Group (dessert banana), 1302 nucleotides long. Its product is annotated as serine/threonine-protein phosphatase PP1 isozyme 2-like. NCBI's taxonomy places the organism in Eukaryota, Viridiplantae, Streptophyta, Magnoliopsida, Zingiberales, Musaceae. The transcript has 3 exons. The record is from RefSeq and is a predicted model, not a curated record. The coding region runs from base 119 to 1039 and encodes 306 amino acids. Gene Ontology annotation, cellular component: cytoplasm; nucleus. Gene Ontology annotation, molecular function: protein serine/threonine phosphatase activity.